Molecule: messenger RNA, 1012 nt
Organism: Opisthocomus hoazin
Lineage: Eukaryota; Metazoa; Chordata; Aves; Opisthocomiformes; Opisthocomidae
Source: RefSeq, a predicted model, not a curated record
GGUGGAUUCAGGCAGACCACAGGAAUUGGGUGGUCUCGGCCAGGACUCGGGAACGAUGUCGCAACAACUCCUCUACCGUGCUCUGGUGUCUGCAAAAUGGCUCGCGGAAGCCAUCAGGUCCCAGCAGGCUGGCCUGGCCUUGAGAAUCGUGGAUGCAUCUUGGUAUUUGCCAAAGAUGAAGCGUGACCCGAGGCGGGGGGUUGAGGAGCGCCACAUCCCCGGUGCAGUUUUCUUUGACAUUGACCAGUGCAGCGACCGUACUUCGCCUUACGAUCACAUGCUGCCGAAGGCUGACGACUUUGCCGAGUACGUGGGGAAGCUGGGCGUGGGGAAUGAUUCCCAUGUUGUGGUGUACGAUGGCAGCGACCAAGGUCUCUUCUCGGCACCCCGAGUGUGGUGGAUGUUCCGGGCCUUCGGACAUGAAGCCGUCUCUCUUCUGGAUGGCGGCCUGAAGAACUGGCAGCGAGAGGGGAAUGCGCUGAGCUCUGGGAAAAGCCAGGUAGCUCCCUCUGAGUUCCACGCCGCCUUGGACAAGUCCCUGGUGAAAACGUACGAGGACGUCUUAGAUAACUUGGAUUCCCACCGCUUCCAACUAGUGGAUGCACGCGCCGCAGGACGGUUCCGGGGAGUAGAGCCAGAGCCCCGAGAUGGAACUGAGCCUGGUCAUGUCCCUGGGUCGAUGAACAUCCCCUUCACUGAUUUCCUCACAGAGUCUGGCUUAGAGAAGACCCCCGAGCAGAUCCGCAGUCUGUUCCAGGAGAAGAAGGUGGACCUCUCAAAGCCGGUGGUAGCCACAUGUGGCUCUGGGGUCACUGCCUGCCAUGUGGCUCUGGGGGCAUACCUCUGUGGCAAACCAGACGUCGCCGUGUAUGACGGGGCCUGGGUGGAAUGGUACAUGAGGGCACAGCCGGAAAAUAUUAUUUCUGAGGGAAAGGGGAAGACCGUGUAAUGGGUUGCUUUGUGUCCCUCCUGUGCAGAUAAUUUGCCUUGAAACAGGAUUUGGACAAGAUGG